AUGACACAGAAUGCUGGAGUAAACAGAUCUUUGCUGAAGUCUGACUUAGACAAGCAAGAUAAUUAUCUGAAGGAUAACGGUCCACAAUUUUUGGAUGGGCCUUAUGAAGCUACAGUUCCUGAAAUGUCUCCAGAAGGUACCUCAGUCAUUCAGGUGACGGCAACAUACCCAACAGGUGUUCGUCUGAUUUAUAGUAUUCUGCCAGAACAGCCCUAUUUUUCUGUGGAACCAACUUCAGGUGUGGUUAGAACAGCCUAUCCAGGAGACAGAGAAACCCAGGAUAAGUAUUUUGUUGUUAUCAAAGCUACAGUCAAACAAAUUGGUGGACCUUCAGGAACAACAACAGUGACUAUUAAUCUUUCUGAUGUUAAUGACAAUCCUCCUCGUUUUCAACAUAAGCGCUAUGAAAUGAAUGUAUCCGAGGCAGCUCCCGUGGGCACCAUCCUUGGCAAAAUCAUGGCAAAUGACAGUGACAUAGGAGACAAUGCAGCUAUGGAUUAUAUAAUAGAAGAAGAUAACCCACAUAUCAUUUGUAUCAUUACUAAGAAUGACACCCAGGAAGGAAUUGUCAUAUUGAACAAGACAGUUGAUUAUGAAAGCCAAAGGGCAUACAAAAUCAAAGUAAAAGGCAUAAACAGGCAUGUUGAAAAACGGUUCCUUGAAAAAGACACUAAGUUUGAAGAUGAAACGAUUCUCAGGAUCAUAGUGAAGGAUACUGAUGAACCUCCAGUUUUUGUAUUAGAUGAAUUCUUCAUGGAGGUUGCUGAAGACAACUUGAAAGGCUCAUUGGUGGGAACUGUGAGUGCCAGUGAUCCAGAUGAUAUUGACAGCCCAAUCAGAUAUUCUAUUGCCCACCGCAAGUACGUAAAGGAGUUUUUCAGUAUCGAUGCCCACAAUGGAACAAUUAGUAUAACUGAACAUCUGGACCGCGAGAAACAGAUUUGGCACAACCUAACUGUUACUGCUAUAGAAUCAAUAAACCCAAAACAAAUGUCAGAAGUAAAUGUUUAUAUUAAAGUUCUUGAUGCAAAUGAAUAUGCGCCAGAAUUUGCAGAAAACUAUGAGACUUAUGUGUGUGAGAAUUCAAGAGCUGGACAGCUCAUCCAAACAAUCAGUGCAGUAGAUAAAGAUGAUGCUAUGGAAAACCAUAAUUUUUCAUUCUAUUUGAUGGAAGAGAGCAAAAACAGUUCCAGUUUUGAACUUGAAGAUAAUGAAAAUAACACUGCCAGGAUCCUUACUACAAGAAGUCGGUUCCAUCAUUCUGAACAAUUUCUUUAUCCCUUGCCCAUACUAAUUGUGGACAAUGGAAUCCCUGCUCUCACUGGCACCAGCACUUUAACGGUCACUGUGUGUGAUUGUAAUGAAGAAGUUAGCCUUUUGUCCUGUAGAUACAGAGCAUUCCUGAUUUCAAUGGGGAUUAGUGUACAAGCUUUAGUUGCUAUCGUGGCUUGCCUACUCAUAUUAGUAUUUGUUUUAGCAGUUGUGGCUUUGAAGCACCAAACAAAGCCAGCAGCAUUUCACGAGAAAGGAGAAAUAUUCAGAGAGAAUAUUUUCAAGUAUGAUGAUGAAGGAGGUGGAGAACAGGACACUGAAGCUUUUGAUAUUUCUGCACUGAGACCACAAACUGUUAUGCGGCAACACAAGCCACGAAGAAAUAUUACAACAGAAAUCCAGAGCCUUUACAGGCAAUCUCUUCAAGUUGGUCCUGAAAGUGCAAUAUUCCGGGAAUUCAUUAAUCAAAAGCUAGAAGAAGCCAAUUGUGAUCCAGAUGUUCCUCCUUAUGAUUCCCUCCAGAUAUUUGCUUUUGAAGGAACAGGUUCAUUGGCUGGGUCCCUUAGUUCAUUGGAAUCAAACUCAGAGGGAUCACUUAUGGAUGACCAUGAUGAUUACCUUGUUGAACUAAGACCGCAAGUCAAAAGUUCAGGAAGCGUGAAUAACUACAGUUCAGCAGAAUGGUGAAGUGCUAAGAAGUGAAGUGCUAAUAUCAAAAGAGUGGGAAAGAAUUGGAGGGGUGAUUAGGAUAAUAUGAAAAAAAUCAGAAGACAGAGAAAUUGAUGGCUCUGCCAAGCACUGUUCAACUCAGCACAAAUCUUAUUGCUGACACAUCAUUUUCUAAUACACACUAUCACAACUGAAAAAAAAUAUGUCAGCACAUGGGAAUAAGAGAUCAGCCACAUACACUCUUAAAAAGAAGAUUCUGAAAUAAAUAACAAAUUGUGCUACUCUCAUAUUAUCUUUUGGGUCUUAGCAGGCACAGGGAUAUUUUAUUUUGCAAAAGCCAUAUUGAAAUCAUGAGCAGAAACUGUAUUUUCUAAGAAAGUUUUCAGCAAAAGAAAGACACUAGAGUGCAGAAUUUUAAUUUUUGAACUUUUUACAAAACUGUAAAUAUAUUGACCAAUUUAAUUAUCAUCAUAGUAAAAUAAUAUAUGCACACACACUUUGUUUUAAAAUAUAAAUGCAAUAUAUGAAAUUAUAUAUGAAUGAAUUUAGAAACAUGAAAAAUAAUGUGGGUGGAGGAAUAUCAAAAUAAUAUGUAUUUUCCAUUAUCCCCAAAUCAAACCUCCUAUACUUUCCUACAGUUGGCUUAAGUUUCACAGCUUUUUUUCCAGAUAAAUUAACCAGUUUACUAUUACACAUAACUUAGCAUUUGAUUGUUGCUUAUGUAUCUAUAUAUUCUUUAGAAUAUAAAUUAUUUUAUUUUUCUAAAGCACAGUAGAAUAAAAGCAUGGUUUGUUAAUAAAUGUGGAAUCACUGUACUGGAAUUAGAGAUUGAACAGUUGCAAGAUAUUAUUUGAAUUUGUGAUUCAAGAAUUAAGUAAAAGAAGUUAUUCAAGUUUCAAUAUUUGAUUAAAUUUUAAAACAUUGACCAUGGAAUAUUAUGGGAAAAUAUUUGUGACUUCCACUCUUGGGGAAAUGGGAUGAAAAUAGCAAAAAUGACUAUAGGAUAUUAACCAAAGUGUUACUUACAAAGCUUCAAGAAAUCCAUCACAAUCAAAUUUUAAAAUAUUCUCUGUAUUUCCCUUAAGGCAGGAAUAGGUUUAGAGAAAAAAAAGACUAAACCAAUCUUUAGAUUUUCAGCAAAUUGCCUACAGUGAACUGUACCAAACCACUGCAGAAAAUGAAAGAAAGAAAGAAAGAAAGAAAGAAAGAAAGAAAGAAAGAAAGAAAGAAAGAAAGAAAGAAAGAAAGAAAGCUUUUGUUAAAGAUUAAAGAGUUUACCCACUGGACUUAGAACCUACUAGUUUAUUGGUUUGCCUUAUUGUCAAGGGUAGCCACACUUGUUUAUGGAACAAUUUAAAAGCAUGUGUGAGAAGCAAAUGCAUUAAGACUUCUUUGUAUAUAAUACAAUGCUAUAUAAAGGAAUACUCUAUUAUACACAAUAGACUAAAAACCAAGCAUAUAUCUAAGAGUCAUUUAUUUGCUGAACAUGCAAAAACAAAAACAGACUUUUUGUCCUGUUUAAUAUUUUGAAGGGAUGGUGGGAAGAAUGCAAAAGACUAUAAGGGAAACUGAAAGAAUAGAGAUUGCCUUACCAUUCAAAUAGAGUUAUUUGGUAGUUAAUGAAUGAUAUGAAUUUGAGGAAGAGGUGAUAAAACACAGAGAGAGCAAAAUAAAUUCAAAGAUGUCUCUUCUUUUGUCCUUCCAGGCAGACCUAUAUAUUAAAAAAAACCUAACUGAAAAGUAAGAAACAAAUAACAAAAUAAUAUUCUCCCAAGUAUUCUGAUAAGCAGGGUUGAUGAAGGAGAUCAAACCCAAUGGUUGAUGCCAGUAUUGGAUCCCAUUACCUUAUUCAUGAGAUCAUUCUGCAGCAAUGUUUAAGCAUUGGUGAUUCCCGAAUCUUCUUUGAACUCUGAAACAAUUUGAAUCAUCUAAUUCAGUUCAAUGUCUCAGAGACAUUUGAUUUGAAGGGAUAAUUUGAUAGAAUCUGAUGAACUUGAAGACCUUUCAAAGCUUUGCAAAACCUUAAUAGUCAACUUGUAUUCACAGUUGUUAGUUUUCAAAAUUCAUUUAGAAAUUUAUUGAUUUCUCACUGGCAGAAAUCUGAAAAAGUUAAAAUCGAGCAAUUUCAAGAAUAAAUUCAUUUUAAUUGCACUAAACAGCUUGUGUUACAAUAUAUAAAAACAAAGGCUAUUCAUAUCUACUGUAGCUCUUCCCUUCUUAAAAAAUGAUUGACUUCCCAGUCAGUUAUUUUAUUUUUAUUAUACAAUAUAAAAUUAGCUUCAGCAAUCAUUUUUAUUAUCAGAAUAUUAAACAUCUU
Molecule: messenger RNA, 4258 nt
Organism: Pseudonaja textilis
Lineage: Eukaryota; Metazoa; Chordata; Lepidosauria; Squamata; Elapidae
Source: RefSeq, a predicted model, not a curated record